Gongylonema pulchrum is the source of this 720-nucleotide messenger RNA. The record is from the annotation of a GenBank genome assembly. Lineage: Eukaryota; Metazoa; Nematoda; Chromadorea; Rhabditida; Gongylonematidae.
GCUGCAACAGUGAGUUUCAGGUACAAAAAUGAUUCGGCAACGAGCGGUGCGGAAGUGGAAGAAGGAAGUCUUCAACUUGGGAGCAUAUCAGCACAGCAGAUUCCCAAUGAGCAACAGCAGUCACAGAUACAGCAACAACAGAUCGGCUUUCAAACGCCAGCUUAUGCAUUCUCCUACAAUCCAGAUCCGUAUUUACAGGCACAGCAGCUGCACCAACAGUACAGCAGUAUCGCGGGUGCCACAUCGCAAUCAUUUCGUGAGCAUGCUACUGAGAUCACUCGGAUCGCCUGCUAUCAACAGCAGACUAACGUACCAGGCAGCCGGGAGUACCUAAUGGUAACAGGUCGGCCGCAGCAGGUAUUCGUGCAACAACUCGCACAACAACAUUUUUCUUCCACGGCUUCAGUACAACAACAGGAGCAGCAGCAACAAGACCUACAACACCAUGCAAUUGUGACUGAUUCUCGGGGAAAUACUGUAGGCCAUUUUUCGGUCUUUCAUGCAUUGUAUCGUUUUCAUCCCCGAGUAUGUUUGCAACAACUGCGAGAGUUCGCAGGACAUGGUUACACCAUCAUCGGUGCAGUCCAGUGGGAGCGAGCAGUGCGGGGUGAUACGCAAAGGUUAGCAUCAUCUCUCUGCGCAGUGGCGUGUAUGCAGCAGCUUUGGUUUUGUCAGGACCUGCUCAAAUUUCGAUUUUUCUUGGUUCCACCAACAAUAUAA